UGAAUGCAGAGCUGUUGCUCCCUCUUAACAGAAUGGGCCAAGCUGCUACCCUGCCUUGCAGGAGGGGAGAGUCUUAUGUUACGGAGCUGUACGAAUGGUUCAGAAAGUUUAUUAAUGAAUGUCCAAGUGGUCUGAUCACUCUUCAUGAGUUUCAAAGGCAUUUCUGCAACGGAACAGUGGGCAGUGAGUCAGCUGAGUAUGCAGAGCAGAUAUUCCGCACACUGGACACUAAUGGAGAUGGGGUGGUUGAUUUCAGAGAGUAUGUCAUGGCCAUCAGCAUGCUUAUUGAAGGUUCGGCUGUGGAGAAGCUGCACUGGUCAUUCAAGCUCUAUGACAAAGACCGAGACGGUGCCAUUACAAAGGAGGAAAUGCUGGAGAUCAUGCAGGCGGUUUAUAAAAUGAGUGUAGCCGCUGCUUUGACCAAACCAAACCCACUCACAGCUGAAGAAUGUACCAACAGGAUAUUUGUGAGAUUAGAUAAAGACAAUAAUGCCAUCAUCAGUCUAGAGGAGUUCAUAGAGGGAGCGCUGGAUGAUGAUUGGAUCAGAGAGAUGCUGGAAUGUGACCCCAGUACCGUGAAGGUGGAGAGGCCCCUGAGGAGGGACACCGCUUUGGGGACCCAUGGUUGACCUGAAAUGGAGUAUUCUGUUCACUGGGUGCAAAGAAAUUGUAGUCAUUGCAGCAACAGUUUCCAUUUAAUGCGACAAAUUAUAUCAAUGUCUGUUGAGUAACUGCAAGGUAGACAAAGGAGAGCACUAGGAAAUGCUUGCUUGUAAUAUUCAUAAAGGAAUCAUUUCUGCCUUGUUUUAUUUUGAAAUA
Molecule: messenger RNA, 819 nt
Organism: Seriola dumerili (greater amberjack)
Lineage: Eukaryota; Metazoa; Chordata; Actinopteri; Carangiformes; Carangidae
Product: guanylyl cyclase inhibitory protein-like
Exons: 5
Coding region: 33-629 (198 amino acids)
Molecular function (GO): calcium ion binding
Source: RefSeq, a predicted model, not a curated record